CUCUCUCUCUCUCUCUCUCUCUCUCUCUCUCAUUUGUUUUCUUGUUGGGGAGAACUAUAAACUCCUCCAAUUUCAUUAUUAGAGAAACUAUAGCCUCCUCCAUUAAUUUGAUCUCUCCCUCUCGGGGACAAACCCAUCUCUAAUCCCCACUCCAUAUACUUACUUACAUCCUCCAUGCAUGGCUCUUAUAUUCCCCCUUCGGUGCAACACCCAACAACAGAUUCAGUAAGCAGAAGCAGCAGAAGCAUCGAUCUUCCUAAACACACAUACAUAUAUACAUAUAUAUAUAUAUAUAUAUAUAUAUAUAUCCCAAUUACACCAGCUCAUCCACUUCUAUAUUCAUAGAUCGAUCUGCAGUUGUAAGUAACAAAUCGAGAUCAUGUGCGACUACUUUUGGGAGCGGAUGGAGAAGGAGCAGGGAGGAGACCUGGCCGACAUCGUUCGAGCCGGCGGGCGCGGCGUGAUCGGCUCCGACAUCCCGAUGCCCGACAUCGCGGCCGCCUGGCAGCACCUCCCUUCUUCUUCCGACCCGACCGCCUUCCCAGCGCCCGUCUCCGACGACUUCGGCAACCCCUUCAUCAACUCCCGCGACCCGCUGUUCGACGGAUUCGCGGAUUCCAUGGCCGGCGGCCGGCAACUGGCGGGCGAGGUCGCGCUGACAGUCGGGGAGGAAUUGAAGCAGCAGCAGCAGCAGCCGCCAUGCAAUAAUAAUAGUAAUAGUAAUAGUAAUAACAGCAGCAGCAGUAGUAGUAUCUUUUCGCGGGUGGUUCAGAUCUCGCCGCCGAGGCCGAUCAAGCCGUCUCCGGUGAUGGCUGAGGUGGAUGCCAUGGCCGGAGUUCAGAUCUCGUCGCCGCGGAACCCCGGGAUCAAGAGAAGAAAAAGCCAGGCAAAGAAGGUGGUGUGCAUUCCAGCGCCUGCAGCAGCAGCAGGAGGGGGAGGUGGUGGGAGGCCUGGUGGGGAGGUGGUUCCUUCUGACCUAUGGGCCUGGAGAAAAUAUGGACAAAAGCCAAUCAAAGGCUCUCCCUACCCAAGGGGCUAUUACAGAUGCAGCAGUUCGAAAGGAUGCUCGGCGCGGAAACAAGUCGAGCGGAGCCGGACGGACCCCAACAUGCUAGUCGUCACCUACACAUCUGAGCACAACCACCCGUGGCCGACCCAACGCAAUGCCCUAGCCGGCUCGACCCGAUCCCAGCCCUUGAAGAACAGCUCUUCUGCUUCAAAAAGCUCUUUGCAAAGUCAAAAGGCACAACAAAUAACAACCGUAAAGGAAGAACCAAUGAAUAAAGAGACGGCAAGUGUUAAGAACAUUAGUCCUAUAGUUAAAGAAGAGGCUCAUGAGAUGGAGAAGGCCAUGGAUGUGGCUGAUCAGGAUAGUGAACUACACCACCAAUUGUUUCACCAAAGUUACAAGCCUAUGAUCCCAGAAUCGGGCCAGCCCGACGACUUCUUCGCGGAUUUGGCUGAGCUCGAGUCCGACCCGAUGAGCCUCAUCUUCUCGAAAGAGCUCAUGGAGACUAAAGGGGAUGAGGAGAGGGGAGACGAGGCGUUGGACGAUGCGUUCAACAUGUUCGAAUGGGAAGGGGACUCAUUUGGAGAAGCAAAGAAAGGUUUAUAGCGAGACCUUGUAACAUGAUCACAAGCCUCAACAGCAUGCAGUGAACGUUUUAUGUUUGUUGUGUUUGUUGUGUGAGAGUGCAAUCUUGUUCAGGGUCUAGUGAUAAACCUUUUUUCCAGGUUACUAAGUACAAGUUUGAAUAUUUUGGAGUGGAGGGGUCUUCUUUUUUCCUUUUCUUUUUUCUCCUUUUUUUCUUUUUAAAUUUUUCUUGGUUUCGACCGAGUGGUCUAUAGAAUUAAUAGAGGCACAAAAAAGGUAGGGAAUGUUGGUGAAUUGGGAGCAGGGUUGUGGACCAGGCCUACAUAUCCUUGAAAUAUUGGAGUAUAAGUUAAUUAGAAAUUAGAGAGCUUUAAUUUGAAGUAGCUAGUAGAAAAUUAAAGCUUUCAACAGGUAGGAGAAUUACAUGUGUUAAUUAAGAAUGUGAUGAAAAGAGCGAUCAAAAGAUAGUUCAGAAUUAGAUAGUGCAUAUAUAUAUUUUUACAUGGAGAACCAAGAAUAUCUUCUC
Messenger RNA from Ananas comosus (pineapple), 2120 nucleotides. RefSeq names its product probable WRKY transcription factor 35. Lineage: Eukaryota; Viridiplantae; Streptophyta; Magnoliopsida; Poales; Bromeliaceae. Gene Ontology annotation, cellular component: nucleus. Gene Ontology annotation, molecular function: transcription cis-regulatory region binding; DNA-binding transcription factor activity. The record is from RefSeq and is a predicted model, not a curated record. The transcript is spliced from 3 exons. Gene Ontology annotation, biological process: regulation of DNA-templated transcription. The coding region runs from base 380 to 1615 and encodes 411 amino acids.